GUUCUUUGCACGAGGAUUAGGAACAGAUUUAAAUGUUUCUGUGAUUAUUUGACUAUUUCCUUUUUAGUUUUUAAUUAUUAGACUUGGGAUUAGAGCCAAGCCUUUGAGUUUGUAAGUUUUUAGUUCGUGCUUAGACACUUUCGGCUCCCCACCUCUAUUUUAUGUUUAGGUCAUUUCAAAAUUCUGGUCACAUUUAUAUCACUGGACAAUUAAAGUGUCAAAUCACAACUGAAAGCUGUCAAAUAAUUUUUUCUCAUCAUCUACCUUAGAAGCAUAUUUCUCAUUCAUUGAUUGGUAAAAUUUAUGAUUAUGGCCUAAAAAAUUUUGUCUGCUUCCUUAAUGGUGUCACAAACCAGAGAUACUAAUAUAGUAAGCUGUCCAUUGUGAACUAUUUUAUGAAGAGAGGUCUAAAUCUAAGGCUAUUGAGAAAUGGUAUAUAGCUAACCUCGAUAAUCAAUUUAAAAAAAUAUAUUAUGUCACCCGACCCAAAUUAUAAACCUAUUCUAAUUAGAGUGGGAAGGUUGAGAUGGGAAAACUUGGAGAAAAAAUGAAUCUUGACUUGGUGAGUUUUACCAGUUUGAUGAUAUGUUUUGACUUAACUCUGUUUCAAAAGCUGAGUAAGCGUUUGUGCCCAUUACAAUUAAAUCCUCACUUCUUAACAUCGCAAUUCCUAAAUAAUCUCCAAGAAUAGGGAGUAUUUUUUUAUUGAGUAUUAAUACAGUCUGCCACAUUGAAGGGCAUUGGUAUUCAUUCAAGAGCUAUAGUAUUCAUUCACACAAUAUAUACAUAAGAAAGGAAAAUUAAAAAUAACCAAGUAAGAAGAAAAAAAAAAGUAUAUAUAUAAAUAAAAAGAUAUAGUAAUACACAAGGUAAGUAAAAUAACAGAUCAGCCGAAUGAUAACAAAAUAAAUAAAACACAUUCACACCUAUGUACAAUAUUUACAUUGGUCCAGGGGACUCUGAAUCAAGCUUUGUUCCUCAAUUGUGGAAGCCAAUGCAGGGCUUCAGGAGAUUCCAAUGGAGACUGAUGGAGGGCACUAGAGCAACAGACACUCAGGACAUGAGUGAAGAAUCUGGCUAGUGCCAGUACUCCAAUAUAUACAUUUUUACAAAAGGUCGCAGGGUCAAGAACAAAUGGGAUAUUAAGGUCAUUGUGUAGGGUUUUAUUGGUUACAUAAAAGGGAGCAUCAACUAUUGUUCGAAGAACUUUAGACUGGAAGGAUUUUAUGCGUUUGAUGUUAAAAAGUUUUGCUGUCCCCCACAGUUUGAGUCCGUAGGUCCAGAUAGGUUUCAGGAUUGUCAUGUAGAUUAAUAGUUUGUUCUCAACUGAAAGUUGAGAUUUUCUAUUGAGUAGUCUAUAUAGUUGGCCAUAUCGUCGAUUAAACCGUUGUCUUUUAAGUCUGGUAUGUGGGUUCCAUAUUAGUCUUUUGUCUAGAAGGAAGCCAAGGUACCGAACUGUGUCGAAGAGGUGAAGUGGUAUGAAGUUGAAAUGAACUGGUGGACACGACUUGCGCCGAAGGAUGAAGGUGAUGUGUUUGAAUUUGGAUUCAUUUACUUAUUUGGAUGCGCCACUUAUUACACCAGUGUUCAAUAAGAGAGAGGUGACGACUUUGUAGGUUAAAGGAUGCUGUUUCGGGAUCUGAAUUGGAAGAUAGGAUGGCUGUGUCAUCAGCGAAUGUUGCCAUGAGGGUUUCAGAAUGAGUAGGAAUAUCAGCGGUAAAGAGAAAGUAAAGGAUAGGACCCAAGACGCUCCCUUGAGGAACGCCCACCUGAAUUGAAUAACACUCAUUUCUAAUUAAUUCAGGAAUGAGAAAUAUUCAAAACGCAUAAAAUUAAAUUAUUUUAGUUGUAGCCUAUACUCUUUAAGAUAACAAAUAUUAAAUUAUUCUCUGAGUUCUAAAAUUAAAUUUUAAUUAAUAUUUAUAUAGAAAUAUGAAAUUAUAAUUACUUUUGGUUCUUAGAGUUUGUAAAUGAAAAUAAAAAAAAUCUGAUCUUACCACAUAAUUUAUUUAAUAAAACAAAGAGCAUUUAUAAUAAAGAAAUAAAAUAAUUUUUUAAUGAAGAAAUAUUGAACAUACAGAAUGAAAAAAAAAAAAUGCUAAAACUGUACACUAGUGAAAUAUUAUAAGAUAAAAUCUACAAAAAAUAUAAAGUGUAAACAAUCAAUUUUUACAUUAUUUAUACUAUUUUUUGGCAGUAUAAGUAUCAUUAGAUAUUCAUAAAGAUUUUCUAUGGUUACUGCAGUAAACCAUAAAUUUAUACCAAUACAACUACUUACAAACGAAUACAUCUAUUUGUAGAUAUACAGAGCUCUGAAAACGUUUCAACAAGAGACUUAAUAGAAAUAAUUUAAAUUGAGAGAUGAGGAAAAGAUUAUUAUUUUGAAGCAAAUAUUGUAGUAAAGAAACAUUUAUUUAUUAUAAUUACACAAGUCAACAAUUAAUAUCAAGUAAUCCACCAGUUUAUUUUUGUGCACAGCAAUCUCUCUUCAAUGCUAAAAAUUAAAAAGGCUAUAUAAACUAGAGAAAUAUUUCCCAUUCUUUUUUGGAACUCCUCACAGGCCUGGAGGAUUUGGUUGCCAUAAUAUUAAAUUCCUUAUUUCUAUCAAGCAAUUCUGAGAAAUGUUCUAGAAGAAUGAAUUUCGGCCUCCGAAGUAGACUACUCCUUAUAUUUUAACUGUGUUAUUUUUUCGUUGUGAAAUACUCUGUUAUAGUUCUGGCAGUGCAAUUUGUUGGUGUUUUUAACAUUAAUAUUUCUUUUUCCAGUUUUCAGCCUAAAUGUGUAUUAUAUAUUAUUCACAAUGAUAUAAAUUGAUCAGAAUUAAUCUAGGCUUCACUGUUAUUAUUAUUAGAAUUUUUUAUUAUAUCUGAACUUUAGGGCUAUUAUUUUUUUAUUAUUGUUAUUUUUUUAAUUUAUCACUCACCCCUUUGUAUCUACUAGAUAUUAUCUAGGAACUAAAGACCUAUUGUUUUAUAAUCAAUAAUUCAGGAUGUCAGCUGUUGUGUGUUGCUAGGAGCUACAGAUUUUUUUAGUUUUGUCCCUUGACUAUGGUGAAGUAUUUAUUUAAAUUUUUCAGUUCUAAAAAAUGGAUGGGCUAUAUGAAAGAGAAGCAUUGCAAUUUACAGUUAAAGGCCCUAUUCCUAUAAAAGGUGAUGAUGAAGUUGAUUUAUCAGGAGUAUCUGCAAUUGAUAUUACUCUUAAUGAACCUACUGCAGUUGGAGAGCUUGUUUUUAGAAAUUAUUAUACAGCAACCAUAGCAGUCCUCAUCCUUUAUGAUAAAUCGAAACGCUCUGAAAAAGCUGAUAGAAAGAGGUCAUGGUCGUGCUCAGUUACCCAAAAGGUACUCAUGCCUAAUCCUCAUCUUGAGACUGGUAGUCACGAUGUAUUCUCUAUAACGCCUUCUGAUUCUUGCAUACCAUGGAAUGACAUUAGUGUUAUGAGACUUAUUUUGAGACAGCCUAGUCCUCUUUGGAUAACCUUCAAGAUAGAAGAGGUGAAUCUCUAUAAAGACUUACCUCGAAUAAUACACCGUCCAACAGCUGAUUCAAAAGAAUUAGAUAAGCUGUUAAUACUUCUUAAGCGCCAGACUGUUUCAGCCCUCAAUUGGCAUCCAUCACAAUCUAUUAACAUCAGUGUACCUAGCAGUGCAGAUGUUCAAAGUUCCUCAUCUUCUCCAAAACAAUCUCCCAGUUGUGAACAAACAUCUUGUGGUGGUUAUGAAAUUCACAGAUUGCCUUAUAAUUAAUAAAAACAAACAAACAUUGGUUCUAGGAAUCUUACAAACUCAGUGUUGGAAUACUUAUCUAAGUACUUAAUACAAUUACAUUUAACACUAAAAUUUUAUAUAGCAGUUUUAUUUGUAUGAAUUAAAAAUUAUUGUAAUAAUAAAUUUUUUAUCUUUCAUUGGUCCUUAAGUUGUUUAUGAUUUUAAAUAAUU
Nezara viridula (southern green stink bug) is the source of this 3937-nucleotide messenger RNA. Lineage: Eukaryota; Metazoa; Arthropoda; Insecta; Hemiptera; Pentatomidae. The record is from the annotation of a GenBank genome assembly.